GACGUCAGUCGGCCCAUGACGUAGCUAUAUUUGUCUCAUGCGGCUGCGGGCUGCCUCUGUGGAACUGGCUGUAGCACACUACCAGAGUCGAAGCUUCCCCGGGCCAAGCUUUCGACCUCCCAACCCGGCCGAACUCACGCAUCAUCCCAUCUGCAGGCCGAUCGUCCAUCACGGAGCGAGGGUGUCCCGUCCCUGCAAACAACCUCCCGUACCCGUACCUGGCUUGCCCUCCCUACCCACAACGGUUUGCUCACACCUAAGCGUGAUCCAAGAUAUCGUUUUUCUUGUCCUAGAACCAUUGCAGUCCUGAUUACAACGUCACGCGACACUCGAAUUCGAUACACCUUAUAGAAUAUGGCUUCAUUGUUGCGACAGAUUGUCGCGGGCCCUCGAGCCAAACACGCCGAGACGGGACUCGACCUCUGCUACGUGACUGACAAUAUAAUUGUGACCUCUGGCCCAAGCCAGACAUACCCACAGCGAGCCUACCGAAACCCCCUCGACCGCCUCGUCGCCUUCCUCGACGCCAAACAUCCAGAUAACUGGGCAAUAUGGGAGUUCCGCGCGGAGGGAACGGGAUACCCUGACGAGGCAGUAUAUGGCCGCAUACGACACUACCCUUGGCCGGACCACCACCCACCACCCUUUAGGAUGGUGCCCAUGAUAAUGGCCAGUAUGAGGAGCUGGUUGAACGAGGAGGAUAUCCUGUCACCUGACACUAAACACGGCGCCAAAGGAGACAAUGGCAAAGAGGUGGCAAAAGGCGAGGGAAAAGGUAAAAGGGUCGUUGUCGUGCAUUGCAAGGCCGGCAAGGGAAGAUCAGGCAGUAUGACCUGCUCAUACCUGAUAUCAGAGUGCGGAUGGAAACCCGAGGAUGCCCUGGCGCGCUUCACCGAGCGGCGGAUGAAGCCAACCUUCGGCGCCGGGGUGUCGAUACCGUCCCAGCUGCGGUGGAUCAGCUAUGCUGACCGGUGGACAAGAGGGGGCAAGAAAUAUGUCGACCGGGAAGUUGAGAUUCUCGAGAUCCACGUCUGGGGCCUCCGCCACGGAGUCAAGAUUAAUGUCGAGGGAUUCGCUGACGAGGGCAAGAAGAUCAAGGUGCUGCACACUUUCAAGAAGGAGGAGAGAUUCGUGGUGCAGGGCGAUGCCCCAGGCGGGGGCGGAGUGAUGGACCUCCUGGGAGACGCACUGAGCCCGACCAACGAGCACGACGAGAUCCUGGAAGACGCGGACUACAACGAGAUCGUCGGAGACGACAGCGACAAGAAGGGCAGCGACGCCGCCAGCAGCAACAACAAUGCAAGCAAAGACUCCACGCCGGCCCGAAGCAGAUCUAAGAGAGAAAGGGCCAGCCAGAUGCUGUCCGGCUCACCUGCCCGCAACCCUAGCGUCAAGAAGAUGAGCUCCAAACCCAAGAGCAAGACGAUCAACCCUGCCGACUUCGCCGCCGCCUCGGAAACCUCCUCUCCAUCCGGCUCCAGCCUCAACGUCCCCAACAACAACUCAUCCCAGCCGUCCCUGGCCCACGCGUCUACAUUCGCCGACACCAACGAGCCCGGAGGCAUGGCGGUCAUCUUAAAACCCACAUCACCGGUCCGCGUCUCCAACUCAGACGUGAACAUCUCCCUCGAGCGGCGCAACCGCGCCCCAGCAUCCCUGGGCCUGACGAUGGUCACGGCCGUGGCGCACGUCUGGUUCAACGUCUUCUUCGAGGGCCGGGGCCCAGAGCAGGACGGCCGCGCGGACGAGUCGGGCGUGUUCGAGAUAGACUGGGACAAGAUGGACGGGAUCAAGGGGUCGAGCCGCAAGGGGACCAGGGCGGCCGACCGCAUCAGCGUCGUCUGGAGGGCCGUCGUCAGCACCGACGGGCCCCCGCCCGUGGUGAGGGAGCCCGGCGAGGGCAGCCCCGUCCCCGAGAUGAGGCCCGCGGACUGGAAGGGCGAGGAGGGCGAGGACCCCAACGCGGACCGGAGGCUGGGCCUGAGGGCCGAGACGACGGCGAGCGCGGCGGUCAGCAAGGCGAGCUCCGUGAGGAGCGCGGAGCGCGAGGACGGUGCUGGAGCUGGUGGUGGUGGCAAGGCGGGCGGCGGGAGCGACGACGACGACGAGUCGCUCGUGGGCGUCAGGAGCAGUGACCCCGCGGGGCAGGAGCUCAACAACAGCGGCCCGGCGGGAAAGGCGGUCCCCGCCACACAGGGGGAGGGACCCCCGCCGACGACGACAAACACACGGCCCACGGGUGGCGGUGCGCCGCUGUCAGACCACGACAGGAAGCUCGAGGCGACCAGGGGCCGCACCGCGAACCCGGAGGAACAGGCCGCCGGCGCGGCGGCAAUCAAGUCUGAGGAACAGCUCCUCGACGCGGCGAUGGCGCCCGUCCGGGAGGCGCGGGCGGGCAAGGCGAGCGAGACUGCGUUGUUGCAGAGGAGGGCUGAGGAGGAGGCUGCUGCUGCUGCUGGUGGCGGUGGUGGUGGUGGUGGCGGUGCUGGUGGUGUCGAGGGCGAUGGGGGCGAUGAGCAGCCUGAGCACAAGCUUGGGUUUUUCAGGUCUGGGAAGAAGGUGUUGCCGCUGCGUGGUGGGGACGGUGACGGGGGCGGGGAGGGCAAGAAGCUCAUGGGUGUUAGUGUUAAGAAGUAGGAAGUAGAUGUGGUGCUCGUGGGUUGGUUAGAUGCCCUAGGAUAGAUGGUGUUGGGUAUAUACAUAUGGAUUGAUGUUGGCGUCCACGGAUGGCUGGCUGGUUUUGUGUGUGGGUUCAUGGCCGGGCGUGCUGGGUGGGUGCUUGGUGUUGGAUGAUGAAGAGUAGCACUAUUAUGAAUAUCGAGUUAACUGCCCAGGUGGUUCCUUGGUGUUUUGUGAUUUAUUUUUUUCAUGUUCUUUUGGUUAAGGAGGUGGCGGGGACGGGGAGUCUCGUUCGAGCAGAAGUGUGUGUGUGUGUGUGUGAGUGUGAGUGGGUGGAGUGCAUGACUACCGUAAACGUGUUGGCGAAUACCCUGUAUAGAAUGUAUUUUAUUUUUGAAUUUGUGUUUAUGAUAUAACUGCCAUUGUUCUUGAACCUCUUC
Messenger RNA from Diaporthe batatas, 3059 nucleotides. RefSeq lists its product as uncharacterized. Bases 355 to 2637 code for a protein of 760 amino acids. Gene Ontology annotation, molecular function: phosphatidylinositol-3,4,5-trisphosphate 3-phosphatase activity; protein tyrosine/serine/threonine phosphatase activity; protein tyrosine phosphatase activity. Gene Ontology annotation, biological process: regulation of phosphatidylinositol 3-kinase/protein kinase B signal transduction; protein dephosphorylation; negative regulation of cell population proliferation. The transcript has 2 exons. Gene Ontology annotation, cellular component: cell projection; cytosol; plasma membrane. The record is from RefSeq and is a predicted model, not a curated record. Lineage: Eukaryota; Fungi; Ascomycota; Sordariomycetes; Diaporthales; Diaporthaceae.